AGCAGUGUGUGCAUGCAUUAGAAAUAGUAAAAAAGGCAUUUAUUUACAAUUUUUAAAAAAUGUCAGAAUAUUCAAAUGUCAGAUUGAGUAAACUUAAAUUAAAAGGUGUGAAAAAACAUAAGAAGAAAAAUAAACGAGCCCGUGAAGAUGAUGAUAAUGACAUUCGAAACAGUCCAUCAACAUCUGCGAUAGAUUUCGAUGAUGCUGCACAGCAUGGAAAUUGGUUCCGAGUCGAUCGUUUCGAACAAAUUACCGGGUCGAUUUGUAUUGAAUUUACUCCUUAUCAAUAUGUUAGAGCAUUGGAUAAUGGAAAUCUAAUUCUCGGAAGUCCGCAUUCACCAGGCGAAGGACCAGAUCCUGAAGAAAUUUUCAUCGCUGUUCGAGUUACACCAGCACAGAUUGCUAUCAAAAGUGGUUAUUUUAAAUAUCUAGCCGUUGAUAAACAUAGAAAAGUUGUUGGACAUUCUGAUGCCAUAAGUAAUCGUGAACAUUUUGAUCCGAUAUUUCAAGAUGGUAAAUUAGCUCUUUCCGCUUCCAAUGGUUGUUUCAUAUCCAUUGAUGAAACCGAAUCAGAAUUACCUUAUGUUGUUGCCCGAAGCACAAUGGCUGGCGACAAUGAAUUCAUCAAAAUUCGUACAAACAUCAAUCCUGAAAUGACACGUUUGGAAAAACUUAAACAAAGUAUACCGGACGAAGAGAAAGGAACGCUUCGUGAUUGUGAAAUAAAUUAUGUGAAAAAAUUUCAAAGUUUUCAGGAUAAAAAAUUACGUCUAAAUACUAACAAUGUUAAUUCAUUGAAAGAGGCCAAAACCAAAGGACGUUUACAUGAAGAAUUAUUGGACAGACGAGCCAAAAUGAAAUCGGAUAAAUUUUGCAAAUAAAUAAAUUGCACAUUUCCUUCAUACAAUUUAUCAUUGAUCAUCAACUAAAUGAUGACAAUUUUCAAAAAAAAACUUGACACAUUUAUUCACGUAUUUUAUUAUGUAAAAAAAUAUUGAUAAAAUUUUUGUUCUAUUUGAAAAUUAUUCUAUAAAUAUUCUUUUGUGAAUAAA
Dermatophagoides farinae (American house dust mite) is the source of this 1052-nucleotide messenger RNA. It is a transcript of the gene FRG1, whose product is annotated as FSHD region gene 1. The record is from RefSeq and is a predicted model, not a curated record. Gene Ontology annotation, molecular function: actin filament binding. Lineage: Eukaryota; Metazoa; Arthropoda; Arachnida; Sarcoptiformes; Pyroglyphidae. Gene Ontology annotation, cellular component: catalytic step 2 spliceosome; striated muscle dense body; nucleolus.